Molecule: messenger RNA, 1065 nt
Organism: Daldinia decipiens
Lineage: Eukaryota; Fungi; Ascomycota; Sordariomycetes; Xylariales; Hypoxylaceae
Product: alpha/beta-hydrolase
Exons: 3
Coding region: 1-1065 (354 amino acids)
Molecular function (GO): hydrolase activity
Source: RefSeq, a predicted model, not a curated record
AUGGCUCCCCUGUGGGCUACCCAACCUUUUAAAGCAAUAUAUAUUCUGUUAUUUUCAUUAAAGGCUACUCUAUCCUUACCAUUGCUCUUAGCCUGCUAUCUGUUCAAUGUGUGUUUUGGGGGGGCAGUUCUCCGUGCUGCUGUCCGCUAUAUGACAACAACACGUUAUCAAUAUCCAAGGCAGCUAGAAGCAGGAAAGUCGGGAGAAAGAUUCGCAUUAAUCCCACCGCCCGAUUCGACAUUCUUUUCUGGGGCUCUGACUUCUCCAGAUAUCAAACCAGCUCCCGUCGGAGCAAUUUGGCACCCAAGUCCAGUUCGGCAAGGCCAGGGAGAUGGCCAAAAGGUCAUCAUCCAUUUCGCCGGCGGCGCCUUUGUACUCGGUUGGGAUCCAAAUGCGACGGCCAGAGCUUUGUCCGGUUGCCUCACAACAUACUUCAAAACAGCCAAACUCCUUUAUGUGCAAUACCGCCUAGCCGCUCCUGGAACACACUUCCCUGGUCCUCUUCAAGACGCACUAACAGCAUAUAACUACACCCUCAACCUAGGAGUUGCCCCCAAGGAUAUCAUCCUCUGUGGGGAUUCGGCGGGCGGCAAUAUUGCCAUUGCUUUACUACGAUACUUAGAGACGUCUCCGGGGAAGCUUCCUUCGCCAGGUGGCGCUAUAGUGUGGUCUCCAUGGGUUCACGUGACAUCUCAUGCCGGCCAGGACUACAAGAACUCGCGGAAUUCAGACGUUGAUCUCCUAUAUGCGCCCCUACUGGAUUGGGGGGCGAAUGCAUAUAUACCGAAGGGUGAUCUGACCCCGGAAGCACAAGCGUUGAUCUCUCCAUUACAACACCCUUUCAAAACUAAAACGCCUCUGUUCAUACAAGCUGGGACGCACGAAGCAUUUCAUGAUGCGAUACACAGUUUUUCAGAUGAAAUGACAAACGUAGGGGGAAACCGGAUUAGAUUCCACGAGUCGAAUUUCGCCCCACAUGAUAUUCUAUUGAGCAACGAUCUUUUACAUAUGGACACAGAGUUGCAGGCUGCCGUCAAAGAUUCCUAUGCUUUUCUUGGGGACUAG